AUGUUCAGGCGUGCACGCAGAGAUACUACUGUCGAGUUACUCCAAGCCGCAGAGAGUGGCAACAUGGAAGAUUUUAUGCGGCUCUACCUCAGCGAGCCGUCUCGUCUCAGCGUUUCUGACCCCCGAGGUCGAACGGCGGCCCACCAAGCUGCGGCCAAGAAUAACACCAACAUCCUCCUCUACAUCCACAACUACGGGGGCAAUUUGGGUGCCCGAGACAAUGCAGGCAAUACUCCAUUACAUCUGGCAGUUGAAAAUGAAGCGCUAGAUGCCAUUGAAUUUCUUCUGCAGCAAAAUGUUGAUACCUGUGCGCUGAAUGAAAAAUCACAGGGGCCGAUUCACCUAGCGACGGAAUUAAAUAAGGUGACUGUACUGCAAUUGUUCGUAAAAUACAAGCAUAUGUUCGACGUUGAUCUCGGCGGUGAGCAUGGCCGCACUGCACUGCACUUCGCUGCUAUUCACGACCAUGACUUGUGCGCCAGAAUUUUGCUAUCAGACCUGGGUGCGGAUUGCAAGCGUCCGUGCAACAACGGGUACUACCCGAUCCACGAAGCAGCGAAAAAUGCGUCUUCGCGCACCAUGGAAGUGUUACUGCUGUGGGGGGAGUCUAAGGGCGGCACUCGCGAACAGAUGAUGUCUUUGUACGAUAAUGAAGGCAACGUGCCGCUGCACUCGGCCGUACACGGCGGUGACAUAAAGGCCGUUGAACUCUGCAUCCGAUCUGGCGCAAAGAUCUCAACUCAACAGCAUGAUUUAUCAACACCCGUACAUCUCGCUUGUGCACAGGGUGCUUUGAAAAUUGUCGAGCUAAUGUUCAAAAUGCAAGAAAAAGAGAAGAAGGCUUGCCUGGUUUCGUGCGAUGUCCAGAAAAUGACACCGCUGCAUUGCGCAGCCAUGUUUGAUCAUCCAGAUGUAGUCGGUUACUUGAUCGCGGAAGGCUCAGACAUAAAUCCUUUGGACAAAGAAAAAAGAUCACCCUUGUUACUUGCUGCAUCCCGGGCCGGUUGGCGUACAGUUCACAAGUUGAUUGGAUUAGGAGCUGAUAUCGAACUUAAAGACAUAAAUUCAAGGAAUUUAUUGCACCUGGUUGUAAUGAACGGCGGACGUCUCGAAGAUUUCGCCAUCAAUUGCAAAGAUCGCUGCGAGAAAAGUCUUAGCUUAUUGUUAAAUGAGAAGGAUAACACCGGCUGCUCACCGCUGCACUACGCUAGUCGAGAGGGGCACAUCAAGUCGUCCAGGAAUCUCAUCCGUCUGGGAGCAUGCAUUAAUCCCAAGAACAACAAAAACGAGAGCCCGCUUCAUUUCGCCGCAAGAUACGGUCGUUACCACACGGCGUGUCAACUUCUCGACUCAGACAAGGGCACGUUUAUAAUCAACGAAAGCGAUGGCGAGGGCCUCACACCGCUGCAUAUUGCGUCCCGUGAGGGCCACACCAGGGUUGUGCAGCUGUUAUUGAAUCGCGGGGGCCUUCUUCACCGUGACCACCAUGGACGUAAUCCUCUGCACUUAGCCGCCAUGAGUGGCUUCACUCAAACUAUAGAACUUCUACACUCCAUUCACUCCCAUUUACUCGAUCAAAUUGAUAAAGAUGGAAAUACACCUCUACAUCUAGCCACUAUGGAAAAUAAACCAAAUUCCAUUGCUCUGCUAUUAUCUAUGGGAUGCAGUCUCACCUACAACAGGCGUGACAUGAGCGCAAUUGAUUAUGCCAUCUAUUACAAGUUUCCGGAGGCAGCCCUCGCUAUGGUCACUCACGAGCUAAGGGCGAAGGAAGUAAUGGCUCUACGUUCAGAUCGCCAUCCUUGUGUAACACUUGCUCUGAUAGCAUAUAUGCCUCGAGUGUUCGAAGCUGUUCAAGACAAAUGUAUUACCAAGGCUAACUGCAAGAAGGACUCCAAAAGUUUUUACAUCAAGUACAGUUUCGAUGCUCUAUGCCCUCAAAUAAAAGACCAAGAGGGAAAUAGGAAGGCUGAUAACGUCCUAAAAUCGGUGGACAUUCCAUUACCGGCACUUAAUGCAAUGGUUUCACACGUUUACAAUUGUCUCUGCCUAAUACGAGAGGCCUACAACAUUAAGCAACAGAAGUUCCAUUACUUGGUUGAUCCUUCAAACUUAGUCUCUUGGAUAUUGUACGUCAGCUCCACCAUGACUGUGAUCCCUUCAGUUUUUAGUGAUAACUGUGAACUUCAGUUUUCUGCGGCUUCUAUAACGGUGUUCUUGGCUUGGUUUGAACUGCUCUUACUUCUUCAACGCUUCGAUCAGUGCGGCCUUUACGUCGUAAUGUUCUUGGAAAUCCUGCAGACGCUAAUCAAAGUGUUAAUGGUGUUCUCGAUCCUGAUCAUCGCCUUUGGUUCUUCAUUUUAUAUUCUUCUCUCCAAAGGAAACCAUUUGUCCUUUAGCAGCAUGUCAAUGUCAAUUAUUAGGACGUUUGCAAUGAUGCUUGGAGAACUCGACUUCGUUGGAACCUAUGUACAGGCAUAUUAUAACUCUGAUACCAAGGCCUUACUACCAUUCCCAGAAGCUACAUUCUUCAUAUUGGCACUGUUCAUGAUCUUAAUGCCAAUCCUCUUAAUGAAUCUGCUCAUCGGUUUAGCUGUGGGUGAUAUUGAAAGUGUACGCAGAAACGCUCAACUUAAACGUUUGGCGAUGCAGGUGGUCUUACACACUGAACUCGAAAGAAAACUCCCAAGAAUGCUACUCGAAAAAAUAGACAAACAUGAACUGAUCGAAUACCCAAACUCAAAUCAGUGCAAAUUGGGGUUUUUGGACUUUAUACUCAAGAAAUGGUUCUGCAACCCGUUUACUGAUAACACAGGACUAGAUCUCGUUCUGGAGAACAAUGAAGAUUACAUUUUGGUGGAAUUGAAUAAACAAAAACAACGACUGCGAGACAUGAAGAAGCUUCUGGAACAACAAUAUAUGCUUUUACGUUUGGUAGUUCAGAAAAUGGAGAUUAGAACAGAAGCUGACGACGUCGACGAGGGAGUUUCACCGAGCGAGUCUCGCUACGCUCCUCGCUGGAGCUCACCGAGGGCUUGCAAGAAACUGAGGACCGCUACCUCAUUUAACAAAGGUGUC
Messenger RNA from Iphiclides podalirius (scarce swallowtail), 3078 nucleotides. Lineage: Eukaryota; Metazoa; Arthropoda; Insecta; Lepidoptera; Papilionidae. The record is from the annotation of a GenBank genome assembly.